ACAUGGCCUCAUAUUUUCUGUGGGUACACAGGGAGCUGAAGGACAGCUUUAGAUCUCCUUGCUAAAGCUGCGAUCAUAUUGUGAUCAGAUUUGUCUGUCAGCAAAGCCCACAAGUCUCACAGAGCUGGUGAUGCCCUGGAGGAUAGGGGAAUUUCCCACUGUCUCCUCCAGAAUCCCUUGCCACCACAUUUCUGGGGUUUCCUUUCCUUUUUGUGGCUCCUCUCCCAUGUUCCUGGGCCAGUUUCCUGCUCCAGAUCCACCUGUCCACGACCAUCACACCUUUUCUAACAGCACAGGAGGAAACUAUGAUUCCCAUGGAGCUGAGAAGGUCUCCUAGGGAAUAUCCUGAGCAAAACUCACUUUUGAGUUUUGCUCAGCCCCUGAAGGAGGUGCACCAAACAGGUACCACCAUCCCUCCACACAACAACCCCGCCUGAGCUUUCUAACGCCUAUGUCCAAGAACACAACACAACGGGAGAGAUGAACAAGGAAAGGAUUUCUCUGCAGACAUUCCCCCUGCACCCCUCAGCAACCCCCCUGCCAGCCACAACAGCAAAGCUUUGCAGCCUGAAAAAAAAAAGAAAAAAAAAAAAAAAAAAAAAAAGAAAAAAAAAAAAAAGAAAAAAGAAAAACCAGGAUGUCCUGUUUCUUUAUUCUAAGAGAGAGUUUCACCGCAGCCACUGUUCCCCUGUCAGCAGCAGGGACCGCCAGCCCUAAGACAUCAUCCAGCUCAGGGCGGACACCGUGCUCUGCUCCCAGCACCGCCAGCCCCCCAAAAGCGAUCGGGAUGUGUGAGGCAAACACGGGAGGACACCCGGGGUGGGAAGGGGGUGGUGCCGAGGGCGAGGAGGAGGAGGAGGAGGAAGAGGCGGCGAGGGCAGCCCCGGUGGUGGCUGCGGGCGGCCCGGAGUGCGCUGCUUCCCUGCGGGGGCGGUGGGAGCGCCGAGCCGGGCUGGGCUGAGCCGGGCUGUGCCGGGCGGAGCUCAGCAGAGCCGGGCUGGGCUGGGCUGGGCUGGGCUGGGCUGGGCUGGGCUGAGCUCAGCAGAGCCGGGCUGGGCUGGGCUGAGUCGGGCUGUGCCGGGCGGAGCUCAGCAGAGCCGGGCUGGGCUGGGCUGGGCUGUGCCGUGCCGUGCCGGGCGAAGCUCAGCAGAGCCGGGCUGAACCAAGCCGGGCUGUGCCAGUCUUAGCAGAGUCAGGCAGAGCCGAGCCGGGCUGUGCCGAGCGGGACCGAGCUCGAGCCAAGCCGAGCUGAACUGAGCCGAACCGGACUGAUCCGAGCCUAGCUGAGCCGAACCGGGCUGAUCCGAGCCGAGCUGAGCCGAAAGGGGCUGAUCCGAGCCGAGCCGCGCUGCGCGGGCAGCAGGAGGAAGGAGAAGAUCUCAUCAGCUCCAGGAUACAAGUGGAACAACAACCUGCUGCAACCUGGCCAUGCGCUGACAAAAAGUUGUUCUGAGUUUUGCAGCAGCCCCAGACUUUUGUACGAGGGGCUGAUGGAAACUCAUCACUCCACACUGCUGGGGAAGAGAGAAAACACUCAAGCAAAGGGCUGCAUCUUGUUUCCUCAAGUUUUCCUCUCUCCUUGGUGGUCUUGCCUCCUGUGUCCUUGAACAGAGAGGCACAUUUUGAAGUCAGCCUGGCCAGAGGAGCAGUUAUUCCUUCAGCUGAGAAAAGCCUUUCCCUGUCCACAACAGUGAUGAAAAGGAAAGCUCCUCCCAGAGACUGAACUUACCUGUCAGGAAAAUACCACUUACAGCAUUCAGGUUCUUGAUGUGACUCAACAUAAGUUACAGCAGAGGUUUAUCCCAAGCCAGGAAAGCUCUGAUUUGUGACUCCUGCACGUUCCCGACAGUCGGCGUGAAGUCAUCAGCGCUUGGAGCUGCCCUUGUGGGUUUUUCCAGCCCUGUGAUGAGUUCAGCUCCGUGGUCAAGCCGACAGCUGAGUUCCAGUACCUUGGGCACGUCCAGCAGCGCUGGCUCAGUCCGUGGAAGGAAGCCUGAGAGGCUCCAGCUGGAUGGAUAACUAGCGGCCGCGUCCCGCUGUCCGACGGAGAUAAGGCGCUGGUUAAAGCCGGGGGAAUUUUUAGACUCUCUCCAAGUGUGGCCUGUCUUUUGUUUGGCACAGGACUUGUCAUGUCUCCCUUCCUGCGUAUUGGCUUGUCCAACUACGACAGUGGCCCUUACCUGCCGUCCCAGGGGGAGGUGAUUAACCCCUACUGCGCCGUGAUGGUUAAAGAAGCCGUGGAGUCGGAGAAUGGCCAAGUGUACGUGCAGAAGAAGCCCACCAUGUACCCACCCUGGAACAGCACUUUUGAUGCCCACAUCAACAAUGGCCGGGUCAUGCACAUCGUGGUCAAGGACAAAAGUGCUGAAAUGGUCUCAGAGACCACAGUGGAGCUCAAGGUGCUGGCAGAGAGGUGCAAAAAGAGCAAUGGGAAGACAGAGAUAUGGCUAGAACUCAAGCCUCAAGGGCGAAUGCUGAUGAAUGCAAGAUACUUCCUGGAAAUAAGUGAUGCAAAGGACCUGGCUGACUGUGAGACUGAAGGCUUCUUCUCCUUGCACCAGCGCAGGGGAGCCAUCAAGCAGGCCAAAAUCCACAACGUCAAGUGCCACGAGUUCACAGCCACCUUCUUUCCACAACCCACCUUCUGCUCUGUGUGCCACGAGUUUGUCUGGGGUCUGAAUAAACAAGGCUAUCAAUGCAGACAAUGUAACGCUGCCAUUCAUAAGAAGUGCAUUGAUAAAGUCAUAGCCAAGUGUACAGGAUCAGCAAUCAACAGCAGAGAAACAAUGUUCCACAAGGAGAGGUUCAAGAUCGACAUGCCCCACCGCUUCAAAGUCUACAACUACAAGAGCCCCACCUUCUGUGAGCACUGUGGCACCCUCCUCUGGGGCCUGGCACGGCAGGGGCUGAAGUGUGACGAGUGUGGCAUGAACGUCCACCACAAGUGCCAGACAAAAGUAGCAAAUCUUUGUGGGGUGAACCAGAAACUAAUGGCUGAAGCUCUGGCAAUGAUAGAGAGCACUCAGCAGGCUCGCUGCCAGCGUGACAGUGAACAGAUCUCCAGGGAUGGACCUCUGGAAAUCGGCUUUCCUGUUCCUGUGAAGGAUGUGACACCACUUCAGGCCUUGCCAGCAUCUACAACAGGAAAAAAAGAGCCACAAGGCAUCUCCUGGGAGACUCCCGUGGAGAGCACCAUGAAGGGGGAGCCUCUCAUAGAGUCAGAUUUGGGAGAACAGUCCCAGGAGCAGCAGGAGCACCAAGUGCAGUUAAAACUGACCAUUGAAGAUUUUGUGCUGCACAAGAUGCUGGGGAAAGGCAGUUUUGGCAAGGUGUUCCUGGCCGAGCUGAAGAGCACAGACCAGUAUUUUGCAGUGAAAGCCCUGAAGAAGGACGUGGUGCUGAUGGACGAUGACGUUGAGUGUACGAUGGUGGAGAAGAGAGUCCUCUCCUUGGCCUGGGAGCACCCAUUCCUCACUCAUGUCUUCUGCACGUUCCAGACCAAGGAAAACCUCUUUUUUGUGAUGGAAUACCUCAAUGGAGGAGACCUCAUGUUCCAUAUCCAGAGCUGCCAUAAGUUUGACCUUCCCAGAGCAACGUUUUAUGCUGCUGAAAUCAUUUGUGGGCUCCAGUUCCUCCAUUCCAAGGGCAUAAUAUACAGAGACUUGAAGCUGGACAAUGUCCUCCUGGACAAUGAGGGGCACAUCAAAAUUGCUGACUUUGGGAUGUGCAAGGAGAACAUGUUUGGAGAUGCCAAGACAAGCACUUUCUGUGGCACUCCUGACUAUAUUGCCCCUGAGAUUCUGCUGGGGCAGAAGUACAACACCUCUGUUGACUGGUGGUCCUUUGGUGUCCUCCUGUAUGAGAUGCUCAUUGGGCAGUCCCCUUUCCACGGUCAAGAUGAGGAGGAGCUUUUCCAGUCCAUCCGCAUGGACAACCCCUUCUACCCUCGCUGGCUGGACAAGGAUGCAAAGGACAUUUUGGUGAAGCUUUUUGUGAGAGAGCCUGAGAGGAGGCUGGGGGCGAGAGGGAACAUCCGCCAGCACGCCUUUUUCCGGGAAAUCAACUGGGAAGCUUUAGAGGAGAGAAGGAUGGAGCCUCCUUUCAAACCUAGAGUGAAAUCUCCGAGUGACUGUAGCAACUUCGACAAGGAAUUCCUAAAUGAAAAACCCAGACUGUCCUGUGCUGACAGAGCAUUGAUUAACAGCAUGGACCAAAAUAUGUUCAGCAACUUCUCUUUUGUGAACCCUAAAAUGGAGAAAAUAUUUUCCUGAGACCUGCCUUACUGAAGGAAUUUUCUGUAAUGAUUUGAGUAGCACUUUGUCAACUGAAGACCGUGCAUGAUUAUUUUUAUCAAGAACCCUCCAGAAAGAAAGCACCUCAGUGAAAGUUUGUACCAUGCCUGGAGGCUUCUGAGUUAGACCAGUCCAUAGCAGAUGCCAGCCCACUCUUCAUUGAUGAUAAAGUUUCUUUGUGGAAUGUUUUGGUCUCUCUUCUCUCUCUUCCCAGUGUUCUUGAAGUUGAGAGAAACUGAAAAUGAGGAGGUGCCAAAACCUGUUCCCCACUACUUGUACACAGAGCCAACCUUACAGAGAUUUCUCUGUAAGGAAAAAUAAGUAUAUUUGAGCUUCUGGUGAUGUCAGUGCCCAUUUCUGCAACUCUGACCCAGACCCACCUUCUCCUGAAGGAAAAGUGGUUUGCUCAAGACCUGAGGGUAUCAGGGAAGACUCAGGUUGGUUGCUUUGGUAACCUCCACUUGUACACGUGCAGAAGUGCCAAAGUGUGCACAGCUUUGAAGAAGAAAUUUGCUCCCUGCACCCUUUAAAAAUGCUGUUCACAGGUGCUACAACUCAAUUUUUCUCCAUGGGACAAAAAGACUUUUUUCAGGUUCCCAUUCCACCAUCUGCCUAUCUCAAUGGAUCGCUACCAAAGGAAAUGCCAAGAUCAAUACAGGAGACCAGAGUUUUACACUUAGUGCCUGAGCAGGAAGGACGGGAAGUUGCAGAAUGCUUCAAGAACCCUAUUCUGAAGCUUUAAGUGUCUUCUCACACACCAGACUCAGGGCAGGAUCUCGAUGGGGUUCUCUGAUUUUUUAACCUAAAACCACAUGAGAAAAAUGAAACAUGUUUCCUCAAGCCAGUGUUUAAGCAUUGUAAAAGUGGCCUCCCUGUCACAGAAUUGGGUAUUUCACUUGAAAGGUACUAACUGGUCCUGCAAAGGCUGAUUUACUUUUUGUUUCUCUAAAUGAUGUCCCAGCUCUUUGGCACAGGUCAACGAGCUGCACACGAUGGUCACAGGGCAGGAGGCACAUCAGGUGAGGGUGGCCCUUACCUCCACCUUGUGAUAUUUUGCUUUGUGUUCUAUCCCAUUGCAGUCUGUGGGAAGGUAGGUGGGUUUGAAAAAAAAAAAAAGUCUUUUCUGUGAUCCUUUCAUCAUGGGAUCCUUUUAAAUAAAGGUGCACUGUUUUCUGAGAUUUGUGAAACCACCCAGUUACUGCUUGUCACUGAGAUACCCAGGAAAACCUGAGUCAAAAUCAAGUCAGAGCCUAAAAAGAAGAUUCUGUAACAACUUAGGCUUAGGCACUCACUCAAGUUGGUGUUGGGAUCUAUUUGAAGAACAUACAUUUGGAGCUUUGUUGCAUCAGCCUCCAGUCCAUGGUGAAGAAAAGCUCUAAAAGGUGAGUUAUCCCAAAAUCAGGUUCCCUUCAGAGCUGCUUUCCUGGUUCUGUUGGUCCAGGCUGUUAAUUUGGACCUCCCAACAGGAUGAAUGCAGCCUUGCAGGCAGUGCUGGGAUAUCACUGGCAGUGACUGCAGGCACAGAAUCUGGCAGGAGCAGGGGCUGAAGUGCCUGAAGUCAACAAGAAGAGCAGAACACCCUGAGAAAGGUUUCAGUCCAGUGACUGAUGAAAUCCUUGUUUGUGCUGUAUGAAAUGCAGGAGGGGGCAUCUGUGCUCGCAGUUUGUGGAGCUGGUCAUCAUGUUUAUGACAGUGGUUAACAUGAUUUUUGUAAAUGCCAAUGCUGUUUGUACAGUUUAAUAAAGUGUUGUGUAUA
Molecule: messenger RNA, 6048 nt
Organism: Prinia subflava (tawny-flanked prinia)
Lineage: Eukaryota; Metazoa; Chordata; Aves; Passeriformes; Cisticolidae
Gene: PRKCQ
Product: protein kinase C theta
Exons: 19
Coding region: 2130-4271 (713 amino acids)
Biological process (GO): intracellular signal transduction; peptidyl-serine phosphorylation
Molecular function (GO): ATP binding; diacylglycerol-dependent serine/threonine kinase activity
Source: RefSeq, a predicted model, not a curated record